Petromyzon marinus (sea lamprey) is the source of this 1246-nucleotide messenger RNA. RefSeq lists its product as uncharacterized. The record is from RefSeq and is a predicted model, not a curated record. NCBI's taxonomy places the organism in Eukaryota, Metazoa, Chordata, Hyperoartia, Petromyzontiformes, Petromyzontidae.
AUGCACCCGAACGCAUCUGGGUUCCGGCUGAUCUUAUUCGCCGUCGCCAGGAAGGCCGGGACGUCGGGGAACUCGCUGGCGCAGCUGCGACCGCCGUCGCCGUCGUCGACCACGUACCCGUCUUCGUCGUCGUCGUCGUCGACGACCACGUCCGUGGCACAGCCCUUGGUCUCCGUCUCCCCUGCCAACCCACUCGGGGCUGGGGUGUCGCUCGAUCCAGGGCGGCUCUCAUCCGCCCGCCCCGCGGUCGUCAUCACCGCCGUCGUCGUCGUCGUUGUUGUUGCCUCGUCGCGCGACGGGGGGGGGGGGGGGUGUGUCAGCACCGGGCACCCUCCCUCCAUCGUUGGUGCGGCUGGAGCCUGGUCCGGAUCCGGCGAUUGUUCCGGACCCUCGUCGUCGUCCGACGAGUCGAGGCAGCCGCCGCCGAGGUCCAUCUCCUCCUCCUGCGGCUCCGCCUCGGCGUCGACGCUCACCGCUGCCGCAGCUCUGCCGGCGCCCGCCGUCCGCUUCGAGGGAGCGCCGGAACGGUGGCGCGCCCGAAAUCAGCACCCGGACUGCGGGCGUCGCGAGCGGGGUGCACGUCAGGAACAGGCCGUCCCCGACGCUCAGCCCCGCUUCCACCAGGCGCGCCACCAUCUCCUCCUCCGCCACGUACACACGGUGACUCCGCGGUUUUCAUCGCUGGGCGGCGAGAGGACGGCGGCGCAGCCCACGUGCUCGGCCACCGCGGUCGCGACGGCCUCGACGGUCACCUCCGAUGGAGGGAACGCGACGAUCGCGUGCUGCCGCGUGAGGCUCUCCAGCUUCGUGUGUGUUGCCAUGAUGGCAGCCGGCUACAGCACACCUACGCGCGUGUUCUCGUUGUCCUUGUCGGUGCUGCUGCUGCUGCUGCCGUCGUCGUUGUAACCCGGCGUAAAACUCACGGGUUGAUCGAGGCGUAUUCUCGCUCGAGCGACCAGUGAGUAAAGGAAAAAAAAUAAAGGACUAGGAGAUAAAAAAAUAAACCAAAUAAAGUGGGGACAAUAAACUGAACCGUGAAGAAAGGGAGGGGAGCUUGGUCUGUUUUGUUCUUCUUCGAAACUCUCUCUCGGGACCGGCCUGAAACGGUGAAAAAUCAGGCCUCCAUUGUUCCAGGUGAGAGCGCGGAGCCCCACCUGGAUGUGGCCUCUCCCAGCGCGCUGAGAGAGAGACAGAGACAGAGAGGCAGAGAGAGAGACAGAGAGAGAGACAGAGAGAGAGACAGAGA